UGCACCGCCACCCCCCCCCCCUCCGCCAGUGUACUCCUCCCCCCCUGAGUGUGUGCCCUCUCUCCAUCCCCCUCCUCGCGCACCCACACACACACCAUGUCAAUCGGAACCCCCACCGCCGCCCUUCGGCGCCUCAUGACCGAGUAUCGAGAUCUGACCAUCCACCCCCCUCCGGGCAUCACGGCCGGACCGGUGGACGAGAGUAAUUUCUUCGAGUGGGAGGCCAUUAUUUCCGGCCCCGCUGGCACUCCCUUUGAGGGCGGCCUGUUUACCGCCACUCUGACCUUCCCCAGCGACUACCCGCUGAGUCCACCGAAGAUGCGCUUCACCGGCGAGAUGUUCCACCCAAAUGUCUACUCCGAUGGCCGGGUGUGCAUUUCCAUCCUCCAUCCCCCUGGUGAUGAUCCUCACAAUUAUGAGCAGAGCUCCGAGCGCUGGUCGCCCGUCCAAUCCGUCGAGAAGAUUCUCCUGAGUGUGCUCAGCAUGCUGGCCGAGCCGAAUGAUGAGAGCAGUGCCAAUGUCGAUGCCGCUAAGGUCUGGCGCUCCAGCCGCGAGGAGUAUGACAGCCGUAUUCGCGCCAUUGCCCGGCGUAGUCUCGGCUUCUGAGUGGGGGGCUUUGUUGCGCAGCGAGCGUGCAUGCGUUCCCCCGCCUCGCCCCCCCCCCUCUCUCUCCCUUUCUCCUUUUUUUGUGGCAUAUACACGAAAACACCGAAGAGGGGCCUAUGUGCCCACUCCUUUGCUCUCCCCCUCUCUCCCUCUCUCUCUCUGUCUCCCCAAAGCCACGCAGUGUGUCUCUUGUCCCCAAACCCCCGCAAUAAAGCUGAGCAGCAGCACUCGCUGUAUGUCCCCAUAAAAAAAAUGCCGCAAUACAAAAGCCACUUUCCCUCGCCCCAUGCAUUGCUACGUAGCAAAUACACAGCAGGAAAG
Fonticula alba is the source of this 927-nucleotide messenger RNA. RefSeq names its product ubiquitin-conjugating enzyme E2 G2. Bases 97 to 606 code for a protein of 169 amino acids. NCBI's taxonomy places the organism in Eukaryota, Rotosphaerida, Fonticulaceae. The transcript is spliced from 6 exons. Gene Ontology annotation, cellular component: cytosol; endoplasmic reticulum. The record is from RefSeq and is a predicted model, not a curated record.